Brettanomyces nanus is the source of this 1644-nucleotide messenger RNA. RefSeq lists its product as uncharacterized. The coding region runs from base 1 to 1644 and encodes 547 amino acids. NCBI's taxonomy places the organism in Eukaryota, Fungi, Ascomycota, Pichiomycetes, Pichiales, Pichiaceae. The record is from RefSeq and is a predicted model, not a curated record. The transcript has a single exon.
AUGGCUUUCACUAAAGCGAAAUUCCAUAACUUCUUUGUUGAUUGGUUUUCUGUGUUGAAGGGGCUGGAUAAGCGAACGGGGAUCCUUUCGGUAUCGAUACCAUUAAAGGAAGAUUUUUUUGAGGAUAAUGUAAGAAAGAUCAAUUAUUCGAUAUUAAGGUAUAUGGAUUCACUGAAAGAUGAGGUGAGUGAUGAUUCUGAACCUUCUGGUCAGCCAAAAUUAGAGAAUUCGACCUCUAUUGAGGAAAAGUUCGAGAGCAAGGAGUAUAAGACAGUGUACGAGAUGUUUCAUGACUUGAAGAUUGCAAGUGUGAUUAAAAUGGUUCAAGUUGAAGAUGAUUUGGAUUUGUAUGGCAAGGUUGAUACAUUUUUCAGAGUUGGUUCUGAGUUGUUACUAAGAGAAUGUUUAAGAUUGGGCUUGACUGUUGAAGAUGAGAUGAAAAAGGAUAAUGAAGAUGAGAACGAGAAGAAGAAGCAACAGAAAAGAAAGAUGUUGGAAGAGAAGGAGAAGGAGAAAGAGGAAGAGGAAGAGAAAGAGGGUGAAGAAGAAGGUGAGGAUGAAACUGAAGAGUCGGGAUUUGGAAUGGAAACAAGUCUGGAGGAAGCAUUGGCACGAGAUUUCGAACUAAUAACUGGAACGUACAUUGACAAAGCAGGAGAGGCACUUUCGAUAGUUGCAGCUGGAAAUCUUCCCCUCUUCACUUCACUCAAUAAGAAGAAAUCCGAGUUGGAUGAUAGAGAGCCGGUGAUAGAUGCAGGACUUGGGGUAAAUUUGGUGAAGAUUGUUCCUAACCUGGAUUCUGUGACUCCAGAGAAGUUGACAUUCGUUUCGCCUGUGUCGCAACAACCUGUUUCUGAUGUUCGAGAAGUUUUACAGGAAUACAUACAUCCAAAUUGGCUUCGUCUGACAUCUCCUCAAUGGUUGAAGAAUGGAGAUUAUGAUAUGAACUUUUCGUUUGCUCCUUCUUAUGAUGAAAGUAAGUCUACUGUUUCCAAUGAGUGGAAGGGAUUAACUUGGAUGCAAGAGGUUGGAUUUGAGAAGUUCAAGGAAGCCAAGCGGGAGAAGAAGGAAAAGACUGAUGAGAAAGCUGAGGAAGCAGAGGAAGCAGAGAAGGCUGAGAAAGCUGAGGAAGCAGAGAAGGCUGAGAAAGCUGUUGGUGACUCUGAUGAAGAGUCUGAAGAACCAAUUGAUUUGGGUAAUCUCUUCAAAUGGAAUAUCGGAAAUAAAAUUGAUGAGCAUGAAAAAGAUGUGAUAGCAGAUGAUGGAGUUCAAGAAGAGAUUAGUAAGCUAAUGUUAGAGUUGAAUCAUCUCCGGAAAUCGAGAAUCACAUUCCAGAAGCAGCAGCUGGCAGCUCAGCAGCAACUGUUUGUUCGGCAGGCUCAGCAAGGAGCAGAUAUGAGCCAUGCUGAGUACAAGGUACUCAGAACGUCGAAGCAGGAAGUUGAGAAAUAUCACAGACUUAAAAGACUCAUGACGGGACUUCUUAGAAGUAAGGACAUCAAUCCAGACAAGCUCAACCUAAAGCUCAGCACGCGACUACCUGUUUUGCAGCACAACUAUACUGGUAUGUUGCCGGCAUCGUUUGGAGGAAACAGUCACUACGGAAGGUAUGGUGGGUCGUCGAGAAACAGAAGAAGACGUUAG